Messenger RNA from Dermacentor albipictus, 4415 nucleotides. RefSeq lists its product as uncharacterized. Lineage: Eukaryota; Metazoa; Arthropoda; Arachnida; Ixodida; Ixodidae. The record is from RefSeq and is a predicted model, not a curated record.
GCUCAAUAACGACGACACCAGCGCCACAGUUCUGAAGGCCGCCACCACCAGCCCGUCGCCGUAGCGGAGAGAAAGGUAAGGAGAGGAGGGCAGGAAGAGUGGGAGGAGAAGAAGCGCGCCCGCAACGGCGGGCCCCUCAAGAGCACCAAUCGAACCGAGCAGCCCGUGUGGGGCUGUGAUGAGGCCCCCCCACCUUCGGCCCCCCGCCAAUCCAACGGCCGCCUGUGGCCGUUGUCUCGACGUCGCGUAGGUUCCACGAACGCACCAAACUCGAACUCAUUGAACCAGUCCAGUGACCGUCGGAAGCGCAGCGUCGGGGAUACGACGACGGUCACCGCGCAGCGCUCAGGAUUCCGGCCUUGAGCCCUGGGCCAUGGCCGGGACGUCCCGGGCGGCGCCGUGAUGUCGAGCUCGGCGAGCCUCGAGGCGUCCGCCACGCCGCCAACGCUCAAGAUGUCCAGCCGGCAGCUGCUCAACGUCAGCUCGCUCAGCAAGCACUCGGCGGCCGCGGGCGGCGGAGGUACGCCGCUGCUCGUGGCCGAUGCGCGCAGGCGCCUGCACCUGGCGUCCGCGUCCCGGCUCGCAGUCCACCAACUACUGGGCUCACUGGCGCUGCUCUGCCUCCUGUCGCUGCUCAUGGCGUUCCUCGCGCUCUUCUUCUUACAACGCGUGGCCAGCGCGGGCCCCCAGAACUCCGACAGCCCGGAGGAACACCUGGCCCUCUACCAGGUGGCCGUUGCCAUGAGCACGCUCACCAUAUCGCUCAACCUGUGCUGCCUGUUCGUCUGCUGCAUCCAGUUCCUGCUCGGCGUCAAGCUGCUCCGGACGCCGAAUGGACUCGACAGGACAAACAUGUUCAUCAAGAGGAGCUCACAUACCCGUGUGCUGGCUAUUGCCGGCUUUUUCUUGUCAAUACCAGUCUUUUUCACAGGAGUAAUCCUCUUCACAUUCAUCCACUUCCACGAGCUGCCAGCCAUCGUAACCAGUGUUGUGAUUGGACUGGGCAUUGUCUUCUGUGGUGUGGCCUCCGUCCACAACGUCUACCUCUGGCAGUGGGAGAAGACCUGUGCUACUCGUGAACUCGUUGAGAGCCGAGCACUUGGUGUGCAGCCGGACUUGACCCACACUCUUGAGCUCUCAACACUGGUGUGACUGUGUGUGUGAUGACACAAGCUACAAGGGACUGCCACACAAAGUGGAGGCCAUUCAGGAAUUGAGGACCAUACCAAGCGAUGCCCCUGGCUCACAAUGACGUGUGCAGUGUCAUAGGGCUUUGCUAGCACAUGGUAAGAGAAGCUAGUCAGCAUGGGGCCUCUCCUAUGUAUGGAAAGCUCAUUCUACACCUCGUACAACUGCUGAUCUGCUGGAUCCUGUCAUAACGUAAGACUGAAAGUUGCCUGCAAAAUUUUAGUGAAGUAUAAUUCGUAGCCUUUAACUAUAUACAGUUGCACAGUGCAGCAUUGUUUCAAGGUUUUGAGUAUCUCUGAUCACUUUACACUGAGUCAGUGUUUUUCCUUUCUUAAUUCCAGUUUCUCUACUAUGCCUAAAGUGCUUGGAGCAAUAAGGCCAUUGGCAUAGCACUGCUUAAAUUAACUAUACAUUGCUACCCCCAUAAGGCCCAUCAUCAAUUCAUCCAAGCCCUACACUACAGUCAAAACUAUGGUGUAGUCAAGAGCAAUUUCUACAUCAGGCAUGUAAAGUGAGGAAAACAGUAGGGCUAAAAACACGUUUUUGUCGUUUCUUUCCCUUGUUUAGCACUGACUUCAACUUAAGCUCGACUUUAACAAAGUUUCACGUGUAAAUAGACAUGUACUGUGCGAUGACUCCUUGCCAUGGUGAAUUUCAUGAACUGUAACUGUGAGAGAGAGGCACAUCAUGGCUUGCUUUUCUUACUCUUCUAGCAGCCUUCUAGGCCAGCGUUGUUCUCACCCAGAGAAAAAGCUUGCAGUCAUAGGUAGUUGAAACAGGGUGAAUGAAGUGAUCUACAGGAUUUACAGUACUUAUUCUGAUAGGACAAGACAUGGUUUAAAGAGUUAGCAUGCUGAACAGCAGUUAAUUUAGGAAGUGGGCAGUACAGGUAGCUACGGGCAAUUAAAGCAGGGUUAAUCAUAUCCUCCACUAAUGCUUAGGUAAAAGGACAAGAUGUGUUGGCACAUCAGGGUGAAACCCCCGUGUGCUUAUAUUUACAUGCACGUUAAAAAACUCUGGGUGGUCAGAUUUAAUCCACGGAUGUUUACUAUGCCGUCCCUCAAUGCCUAGGUGUUACGAGACAGAGAAUGCCACCAGCUGUUGUUACUCUGUUGAAACAGGGUGAUUGAAAUGCUCUGCCUGGGGAAAGAUUUCAUACUGAAUUAGAAGUGUGGAUUUUCACUUGUUGAGCAGCAUGCGCAAAAUGUAGGUUGUAAGAUCUCUUUGGGGCCAGAAGAAAAUGAGCGACUGUAACCUUUGAACUCGGACUAUUUUGGUUGCUGCAAAAUGCUCUUUUAACCGUAAGCUAGCAAAAAGCAGGAACUCAGAAGAAAAUAGAAAUUAUCACAUUACAUAUACACAGUGUUUCCAUUUCUGAAUUUUUAAAAUUUAUCAGCUUUCAUUCUCAUUGUUGUACACAAUGUUGUUAUGAUUGGUACACUGCAGGUUUUACAGUGAGCCAAUCAGUUCAGCCUUACAUGUUGCAGUUCAGCUAAACUUUUGUCAUUCAGAGACUUACAAGCAACAAAGUCACCAGCCCUAGAGGGGUCAUUCAUUUCUCGAAAAUCGCAACUACUCAAGUGAUAUUAUGCACCGUGCCAUUACUGGCUGAUCUUUAAGUGUAGAAACUAUGUUUGCAAUAUAUAUAAUUCAGCUAAGUGAGCUAUUAAUGGCUCUUCAUUUAGAAAGAACAUUUGUACAGUAGAGAUCGUUCUUGCUGUGUGCCAUCUAGACCAAGCGGGCUUCAUUAGGUGGCUCAGUGUAAAAGGCAGAAAUCGGCACAAGUGCUGAGGAUUACUAUGAUACUCCAAGCAGAUGAACAGAGCAAGCUUUUGCAGUCAUGGCCACCAGUGUAUGUAGAUGUUUUCUUUUGUUCAAGGCAACGGCAGAAAGAAAGCACAAAAACGUGUUGUGUCUUACAAUUAUAACACUCUGCAAAGAGAAAAGAAUUGCUACCAUUUCACAUUAGGGCACAAGUACAAAAUUAUGCAAAAGUAAGAGAGCCACCUAUAAAUGACUGUUCCAGUUCAAUAGGUCACUCAGUUCUGCCCAAAUUUGGCUUAAAAGUAGCAUUGUGCAGUGCGUUUUGUUUAAUACCAUGUUUACGCACAGUAACUAGACUGUUUUUUCCAGAAUGAAUCAAAAGCACUGCAUGUGGUGAUGCUGGGCAUAAAAAACAGAUUUACUGAGUAAAGGGAAUGGAGACACUUACUAUUCCUAUUGCUCUAAAAGCUACGAUUCUAACCUAACAUUGCAAGUGGAUGAUCCACCUUUCUGGCUCAUUAUGGGUGAAAUGGAAAUUUAUUGCAUCCAAACUUGGCAAUAAUUAAACAAAAUCCACUAGUAUAACAUCACCUUUACACGCAAUUAUAGAAGGCAAACAAAUGACUGGUUUAGACGUAAGAACCACUUAUUCCAGGCUCUGCUAUUUUUACACGUGAAAGGUGGAAGCAAGCAUUGCAUUGAUCGAAACAUACAUAUUCUGCAUUGGAUGGGCAUUUUUUCUUGCGUCACAAUACUUGAACCUAAUUUGACAAAAGGUUGAUUCAAUUAGAACAGACUACCUAAUGAAAAGGCCAAGCGCAGCGGAGAAAAGAACAUUGGGACCUGGUAAAUAUGUUGUAUGUAUGAAGAUGCACCAUAAGUUACACAAUACUCAUUUAUGUUAACUUUGUCUAAAAAGUAUGUGCCCUUGUUGAAUGAAAGUGUGAACACACAGCACUUUAAUCUGCAGUAGAAGCCUGUUUCACGAGUCAUCAUUUGCUGCGCUGAAUGCACUCAUAUCAACUUGAUCUAAAGUACCAUGCUUGAGACCAUGCUUGCCUUAUGGUUAUUGUACCCCAGUUGUAAAUGACAACCAUUGCGUGCCUUUGAGGAGGCCUCUCUGUUGCCGUGUCAAGUGUGCUGUGUUAUAGCUAGCGCUGUUGUUAUACAACUGUAGUCAAGCCACACUCUUGCUCUGUAUAGAAGCGACAUUCGCUUGCAAAGUAUUUUAUUUUGAUGUAUGAACACAGUUCAGUGCAGUGAGAAGAAAAAUGAAAUGACUGUUUUGUUACAAUAUAAACACACAUGGAAGAUAGAGUUGCACAUGUACACAUCAUCUUUUUUUUUUUUUUUGGUGCUGCACACAUUUGUUGCCAAGUACAAAACUUUGCACUGACCACAGUGAUGAUGGUCGUGGGACCAAUUGCUUGUACAUAGUAAAUGAAUAUAAUAUUUCACGCACA